AUCAAAAAGGAGUGGAUAGUCCGCACAGGCACAUACGGAGUAAAAGAUUUCGAAGAUAGAGAAGGGACCAAUGAGAGGAUUUCUCUCACAAAACUCUUCUUCCCCUAGGUAGAUAGAUAGAAUCCAAAGUGUUGCGAGCGAAAUACUCCCUUUCUUCCCCUUCUUCCAUUUUUCUCCAUGGCAACCGCAGCUUCCAGUUCCAUGGCUGCGCCGGCCGCCGUGCUCAACCCAAGACCCACCGCUGCCCCCUUCAGACGCUGUGCCUUUCCCCGCCUUCGACCACCCCCAAUCUCCGUUCCUUCUUUCCACGCCUCCUUCAAACUAGCUGAACACAGGAGGUCUUCUUGUCUGCAGGUCAAAGCAUCUUCUUCACCUAAGGACACAUCAGCUGUUAUCGAUGCUGAAGAACUGUUUGCUGAUCUAAAAGAAAAGUGGGAUGCAAUUGAAAACAAGUCAACUGUACUUGCCUAUGGAGGUGGAGCAAUCUUUGCAGUUUGGCUAUCUUCAACUGUUGUGGGUGCGAUCAACUCCGUUCCUCUGCUACCCAAAGUGAUGGAGUUGGUGGGGCUCGGGUAUUCCGGGUGGUUUGUGUACCGUUACCUUCUCUUCAAGUCAAGCAGGAAAGAAUUAGCAGAAGACAUUGAACAACUGAAGAAGAAGAUAUCAGGAACUGAAUAAAUAAUGCAUAAGUUGAACCCCCAGCCAACAUCAUUUUAAAUUGAUCAUCUUUUACAUUUUGUAUAAGAAAUAGUAUUCUUGUUCAGUGUUAAUCAUGCAGAGCCAGAAAGCUUGUGUGUUUUUUAAGGUUUCAUCUUGCUGUAAUGUAGAAUCUACACACCCGUUACAAUUUCAUUACCCACUGUUAUUUUCAUAUACUUUGAAAUUCUGCAACAUUGGACAAGCACUAGAGAAUGGGAAUUCUGAAAAUUGAAACAUGAAUUAUGUCAUGUAGCAAUGAGAGUAGAAGAAAAAACACUUGUGAUU
Cuscuta campestris is the source of this 984-nucleotide messenger RNA. The record is from the annotation of a GenBank genome assembly. NCBI's taxonomy places the organism in Eukaryota, Viridiplantae, Streptophyta, Magnoliopsida, Solanales, Convolvulaceae.